GCGACGUCGAGGUCCAUGGAGUCUUCGAUGAGGAUAAGUGAAGAUGAGGGUUGGGAUGGUGAGGUGAAGGGACCACCAGCACAGCCGUUAUCGACCGUCCUGCCCGUCGACGGACUCGACCUCCCCCGCCCACAACCAUGGAAACUCUGCACCCUCCACAUCAACGCACUAAACUUUUGCCAAUUUGCAGCCCUUCCCAUCCACCCUCCGACCUCCUCCACCCUCGACGAGGACAAGGACCAGCCUCAACCACAACUCAUGAUCGCCACACCCGCCGUCCAAGAUUCCGACGGCAUCGACAUAAACACCCUACCCACCUGCACCCGUCUUCACACAAACGUCACCCCCACCCUUUCCUCCAAUGAGAAACCGGGGAUGGUCAUGGCCGUCGCACUCCUCGCCCCCACUACCCUCCUAGCAGGCUACGAAUCCGGGUACACGGUCGUCAUGAAACUUACAGCGAAUGGGACGUGGGAGACGGUCUAUGAUUCGAAGGUGCAUUCACAGCCGGUAUUGAGUUUGGGUGUACAUCCGUCGAGGGAGUGGUUCGUUACUACGGCUGCGGACGCGAUGAUCGCGUUCCACCCUCUCUUCCCCUCCUCCUCACCCAGUACCGGCAGUCCUACGUCGGAGCCGGCGGUGUAUAAUACGACACAUUCCGGGCUACAGGCCCUGGAUAUCCGUGACGAUGGGGAGAUAUUCGCGACGGGGGGGUGGGACGGCAAAAUUCGAAUAUGGCGACGUAAGGGGAAAGAGCCAAAACAGCUCGCGGUGUUGAAAUGGCACAAAGAAAGCAUUUACGCAGUCGCGUUUGGGAGGGGGGGACAAGGGAAGAAUUGGGUUGGGGUGGGGAGUAAGGAUGGGAAGAUUAGUUUGUGGGAGGUGUAUUGAGCGUUGCGUGCGACUGUCUUCAAGGGAUGUUGAAGCCUGACUGAUCCAUCAGACCCUAGUCUAGAUUUGUGCGAGUCAUUCACGUAUGCGAGUCGUACACCUGCAAAUCUGCGACCAAUCAUCGGGAUCUCGGGGUCAGCUGAGCAAUACGGACUCUGACCGUGCG
Messenger RNA from Saitoella complicata NRRL Y-17804, 1057 nucleotides. Its product is annotated as WD40 repeat-like protein. The record is from RefSeq and is a predicted model, not a curated record. Gene Ontology annotation, molecular function: protein binding. The transcript has a single exon. NCBI's taxonomy places the organism in Eukaryota, Fungi, Ascomycota, Saitoellomycetes, Saitoellales, Saitoellaceae. The coding region runs from base 28 to 891 and encodes 287 amino acids.